Molecule: messenger RNA, 1686 nt
Organism: Fusarium redolens
Lineage: Eukaryota; Fungi; Ascomycota; Sordariomycetes; Hypocreales; Nectriaceae
Product: ribosomal protein S5 domain 2-type protein
Exons: 2
Coding region: 143-1477 (444 amino acids)
Biological process (GO): isopentenyl diphosphate biosynthetic process, mevalonate pathway; ergosterol biosynthetic process
Cellular component (GO): peroxisome
Molecular function (GO): phosphomevalonate kinase activity; ATP binding
Source: RefSeq, a predicted model, not a curated record
GUUGCUCAUGCAUUCAAAGUAAGGAGCUUACUCACAACUAUAGAGAGUAAUUUCUCCGUUUUCUCUUAUUCAACCACCUGAAUAUUGAUUAUUUCUUAUUUCCUGGCUAUUUAAGGCUUCUUAUAUACACCUCAUAUAUACAAUGUCCAUCCACCACCCCACCAUCGCUGUCUCAGCUCCUGGCAAGGUCUUCCUCGCUGGCGGAUACCUCGUACUGGACCAGGAGUACACGGCUUUUGUAUUCGGCCUCGACGCUCGUAUCAACAUCAUCGCUGGAGACAUUCACACGACUGCUGGAGUUCAGCUCACUGAGAUUGUGGUUGACAGUCCGCAAUUUCUGGAGGCACAAUGGCGGUAUGGUUAUCACCUGGCUGGUGAGGGAGGUGGUAUCAAAGUUACUCAGUUGCAGGUCAGUGGAGCUCAAAUCAACCCCAAUCCCUUCGUGGAGACAACUCUCAGCUAUGCACUCACCUACAUCGACCGAGUGGCCAAGCAGCGUCCCAGCCAUAGCAUGGCAUCUGCUCGUCUCAUCAUCCUCGCAGACAAUGAUUACUACUCUCACUCAGAAUCCGAGAGCACACAUCAAGGGCGCUUUGCCAAGUUCCCUGUGACCUUGGGUGAUGCCAACAAGACGGGUCUUGGCUCAUCUGCUGCUCUCGUCACUUCACUGACUGCUGCUCUGCUGGCUCACUACCUACCGGAAGAUCUCUUUAAUAUUCAGUCUGACCAGGGCAAGAGGACGCUUCACAACUUAGCCCAGGCUGCUCACUGUGCUGCGCAGGGCAAGGUCGGUUCGGGUUUCGAUGUUGCAACGGCUGUCUAUGGAUCUUGCAGAUACAGACGCUUCUCUCCCGAGACACUGUCUUCAAUUCCCGAGCCUGGUGCAGCUGGAUUUGCGGAUGCGUUGGUCAAGCUCGUUGACGGCAAGUCUGCUUGGGAUGUAGAAGUUCUCAAGGAUGCAGUCAUUAUGCCCAAGGGAGUUGUUCUGCGUAUGUGCGAUGUGGACUGUGGAAGUAAGACGGUUGGUAUGGUCAAGAAGGUUCUCAAGUGGAGGUCCUCAAACCCAGAAGAAUCGAAGAAGCUUUGGGAUGAGCUUCAGAAGCGCAAUGAGCAGCUGAUUGCUACUCUGAACGCCGGGGACGUCGAGCAUCUGCCUGAGAAGAUUACAGCUGUUCGAGAGAUGAUUAGACAAAUGGGUAGCGCCAGCGAAGUCCCCAUCGAGCCCGCUAGCCAGACAGAGCUCCUCGACGCCCUCAGCACCGUCGAAGGGGUCUACGGCGGUGUCGUCCCUGGUGCAGGCGGCUAUGAUGCCCUGGCUCUCUUGAUGAAGGACGAUGAGGAGACGAAGCAGCGGGUUGAGGAAUUCCUGGACAAGUGGGCCAAGGAGAAGGGUACAAAGGUCAAGCUACUCGGCGUUAAGGGGGAGAUGGAGGGAGUUCGCUCCGAGAGUCUGGACGUGUACGCCGGUUGGAUCUAAAAGAUUAGUAGCAAUCUAGAAUACAGUAGCGAGAAGCGAGGAUGGACGCAUGCGUGCAUGCAGGUCUUAGACGUCCAAAUGAAACAACAUGUCACUCUCCCCGUCAACGACAUUGUUCCAUUCACAUUCCUAAAGGACACCGGUGCAGUUUAGCCCAGAACCCUUGAUUUAGGGGUAUCGGCGGGAUAAGCUGAGAGCAAUAGUGUCGG